AUGGCCCUCCUUAACCCGACAUUUAUAUUCGGCAUCCUCGUCCUGCUCUACCUCUCUUCAUUUGUCAUCUUUGCCAUUGUCCGCAUCCUCACCGGUGUCUCGAUCCAGCGCAUCGGUUACUUCUCGCUCCGCCGGCUUGCCUACACCGCGCGCGAUGGAGUGCGCAUCGAGAUCAGGGGCCUGGGCCUCAACGUCCACCGCCCGACCUUCGCUCAGCCGACCUGGCUGAGCAUCGUGGUGGACGAGCUCGCCGUGACGGUCGACAUUCAAGAGCUGGAGAGAGCCAAGGCAAAGGAGGGGGCGCCCGAAGAGGUCGAUUCCGAUUCGGACGCGCCCGAGCGGGCUCCGCGACCAACCACCCCGAAGACGCCGAGGACGCCGAGGGCGGUCCCGCGCGAUGCCGACCCGGGAGAACGGAGCAAGACGUGGAAGCGGUUGACCAGGGUCAAGGAGCGCAUCAAGAAGCUGCACCGGAAGGUGAAUUGGCUCAGGAUGGUCGAUGUCGUGGCUACGAACUCGACGGUCCACAUCGCGAGCGUGGGGAGUCUGCAGAUGGGCAGCUUCACCAUCGCCGUGGACACCCGGCGGAAGAUGGUCGAUCGCGCCCGCUUUUUCUUGCAGGGAGGGGCACAGCCGCAGCGCCAGAACCAGCAGGCCGAAUGGAUCGUGACCCUGCGGAGCGUGCUGUUCACGGCCGAGGGGGGGGAGUCGACGGAGAUUCUGGACACUGCGACGUUGAACAUCCACGGGUAUCUGUACGAGGCUCUUGACGGUCUCCGCGACACUGCGGUCGCCCUCAAGCUGGGCCGGCUUCACAUCCCCUACGAUGACGUCCGCCGCAGCUUGGCUCAGUACAAGAAGGUCAGGUCGGCGGAGGACAAGGCGUUUGCCCGGCCCGAGCCCGUCGACGUGGUUGUCGAUCGUGUCAUUCAGGAAGAACUCGACGCUCCCGGAAGUACCAACCUCCGGCUAAUGCAGACGGUGUCCGAUUCGAAAGAGCUCGUGAGUUCGGUCCUGAAGGGCAUCAGAGAGGUUCAGUUUGCCGUCAGCUUCAUCGGGAUUUCCAAGAAGAUCGACACUGUCAAGCCGGCAGGCAACCCGAUCGUCCUCACUGCCUCUAUGAAGGAAGUCGGCAUUGACCUCCACCGGCUGGACCCCAAGUCGGCCGCCCACAGGAUGUAUUUCCCUUCCAAGGACAUCGCCCACGAGGCCCUGGCCGCUGCGCUAUCCAUCUCUGUUGGUCUUGACGACGGCCACGGCAAACCGGAGCGCAUCAUGUAUAUCCCCAUGGCUACCACAACCGCGAGGACCACCCUCCCCUCCAAGACUGUCGAGUUGGCAGAUGACGGCACAGCCGAGCAGCGCAAUGCCAAUAUCCUCUUUGCCAACUCCGUCGUCACCUCUCCUUCCGUCGAUCUCGACCCCCGGCACCUCCCCAUCCUAUUGGCCAUGUUGCAACGGAAGCCGAAACCGCAGAGGGCUCCUCAGCAGGAGCGCCACAUGCUCAUCUCACGACUGCUCCCCAAGGCCACCUACAAGUUCUCUAUGCAUGAACCGGUUUUGAGGAUUGCACUUCCGCCAGUUCAAAAGUCUGCGGACCCUGACGAGUUUGAUCUAAUCAUAUCAUCCAUAUCGUCCGUAUCCCUGGACAUAGAGUCGUUCCACUCGACCGUGGAAGAACUCCACUAUUCUCUGGCCGCCACAAUGCGCGUCCAGACGCACAACCUGUACUACCAAACCUCCGCCGGGAGCAGAUUCGACCUCCUGGAGACCGAAACGUUUGACCUGAAGGUCCAGCUCAACGCCUCGCCCAACGUCCACGUGGUCGCUACUGGAAGCCUCCAGACGUUCACCCUGAAGAUGGUCAGGGAGGAGAUCCGCGAUGGCCUCCGCCAUAUAGUGCGCCAGCUGCGGUUAAACGUCAAGCCGGACAAAGGCGGCCUUCCCAAAAGUUCAGAGCAUACCAACUUUGUGCGUGCUUUGCCGGCCUGGUUGCUCCAUUUUCAAUUGCAGUGUUCGGACUGCAGCAUCGAGGUUGCGGGCGUGGACAAGGACAUCUCGGACGACACCAGAGGCGUUGCCAUUCAGCUGGACUCGUGGUCUGCUGAAUACCGCGCUCAGAGACUGAACGGGCUGCACAGACGGCCCUCUCGGCGGAGAGCCAGCAGUCGCGGUAUGAUGUCGCCGGAGAGCGAGAUCCUGAGGGCUGUUCCGGCGUCUCCGAGGAGGAAAUACCAACACGAAGCGGACGGUCGCCGCCUAUCUCUGCACGCUCGGGGCUUUGAAGUCUUUAUGAUUGAGUCUGCUGAAAAGUGGGAGUUCGAGCCGUUCUUAAAUAUCCCCAAGUUUGAGGUCGCCCUGUCCACCUUGAGCGACCAUCAGGGGCCGGUUUUCCAUAUCCACUUCCACAUCAGGACCCUGCUUCUACAGUACUCGCUCUACCGCCAUUAUGCGGUGGGCGUCGCCGUCUCGGCCCUCCAAAAGGCAUUCACCAGGUCCUCCAAGCCCAGCGCCGAGCCAAGGACGCCGCCCAUGUCGCCCCAGAGGCGGGUCUUUGGCCACCUUUCGCCGCCUCCGGCCGGGGCGUCUUCUGAUUUCAACAUUGCCGAUGCCGAGUCCUGGCGAUCCGCGCCUGAACUGGUCGCCGUCGACUUCAGGGCGACACUCAUCCAGGUCAAGGCCGAGUUGCCUUCGGACCCUCAUGUGAUGCUCCACAUUUACAACUUGGAGGCUGGUCGUCACCGGUGGUCCCCUCCAUUUGUGCAAGCCAAGCUCAUCCGGCUGUAUGCCGAAGCGCCUCGGAUGCGCAGCGUCUGGGCCAGAAUCGUCAGCGUCAAAGAUAUCCGCGCCGACUACCGCGAGUCGCGGCAUAAGUUGACGGGUGGCGGCCUGCGCGAAGAACGCAUGUUCGACGUCGUCACGGAAAAUGUCCGCUUGGCUGUGCCUCACGAGAUGGUGAUCUACAAGAUAACCGACAACUUCGUCAACACCGUCAAGUCCGUCCAGCAGCUUCAUCACAGAUUCAAGACUGGCACAAACGAGUACAUCUUGGAGAAGGGACCCGAAGGUCCGAAGAUGGUGCCCAAGGUCUCGUUGCGAGCCAAGCAUCUCCUCUUCGAGCUUGAAGACGGCGCGUUCGAGUGGAAACUUGGCGUCAUUUACCGUGCGGGUCUUGUUGAGAUGAUGCAACGCCAGGCACGCGAAGAGGCCUUCCGUCUCAAGGUCAAGAAGAUCCACGAGCACGAGUCUAGAAAAGGGCUGUCCAGCUUGCGCGCUCGAUCGGCAGCUCCCCGAGGUGAACCCCCCACGCCCAGCACUCCCCCUACCCGAAGUCGUAGUGCCGAUGGCCGGCGUCGCUCAUUCAGCGAGGGGCGCAUGCGCGGUCGGUCACUGAGAUAUGAUCCGGAAGCGGCUUCCCACGUACUGAGUGGAACGUCCCGAGUGUCCAUCGCCGAAGCGAGGCAUAAGUUGAACAUACACAAUGCAAAGAGCUGGAAAAAGCGCAUCGACCAGCAAUAUGAGCUGGCCAGAAACAUGGCCAAAGACCUGCGCUCCCAGUUCUGGGGCGUCAAUGAGAUUCCCGACGACUUGGAGGAAAGCGAGAAGAUCCUGGAGGUGCCACAACGACCGGCGCUCAUGGCGACACUCAUCAAUGAUCUCCACAUCGUCAUGGAUAAGCCAUCUUUCCCCAUGAAGGAGCUUCCGGACUUCCUGCACAAGGUCGGCAAAGGCAUGCCCAAGGACAUGAAGUACGCCUUGCUCGUUCCCAUGCACCUUCAGGUGAGCAUGGGGGAGGCAAGAAUGUCGCUUCGCGACUACCCGCUGCCGUUGUUGCAUGUGCCAACGAUCAAGCCCGACCAGUCUGCUCGUCUCCCGGCCCUCUCAAUGGCAACAGACUUCGUCAUUGCAGAGGAAUAUCGGGGCCCAGAAUCGACUCGAAAGAUCAGGGUUCCAAUCGUGCCGCCUCGCAGUCUCGAUCCCGUGGUCUCGAACGAGGGCAGCUUUGCUGUGGAUGUGCGAAGAACAAUCGGGCCCGUCAAGACGUUUUCGGACAUGAGCAUCGACAUUCACACUGCCAACCCGACCAGGAUCACCUGGGGUCCGUCGUACCAGCCUGCCAUUCAAGACAUGAUGAUGGCCAUCGAGUCUAUGACGAAGCCGCAGCUCGACCCCUCCGACAAGGUUGGGUUCUGGGACAAAAUCCGACUCAGCUUCCACUCGCGGAUCAGGGUGGCGUGGCGCGGCGACGGCGACGUCCACCUGGCGCUGAAGGGGAGCAGAGACCCUUACCAGGUCACGGGUAACGGCGCGGGCUUCCUCAUGUGCUUCCGCAACGACGUGCGAUGGAACAUCCACAGCGUCGACGACCCGAAGCGGUUUAUGACGGUCGACAGCGGCGAGUACGUCCUGGCGGUCCCCGACUAUAGCCAUCAAGUCCGCGAGGCACGUCGCCAGCACGGUGAGGACGAGAGCAUCAGCAGCGGUUCCAGCCUACAGUCCGGUGCCACCUUCAAGAAGGUCGUCAUGAAGCUCUCCGGCAAAGUGCAAUGGCUAGCCGGGUUGGUGUUCGAGAGGGCAAUUGAGAACGGACAGAGGAGCUUCGAAUUCAAGCCACAUUACGAAGUUGUGCUCAAGUCCCCGCAGUAUGCCAAAUCAGAGAACGGUCUCCCCUAUGACGCCUUCCGCGGGUUCCGCAGCCAGCAUAUCCAUCUUUCCGUGGCCGUCCGCGCUCCGGUUGACCGGGAAUGGUCAGACACGAUCACCGAGCCCUCGCGCAGUUACAACGCCGUCCACCUCACCCCUCGCUUCUUCACCCACUUCUUCGCCUGGUGGUCUCUGUUCUCGGGACCGCUGUCCCUGCCUAUCCGCCAAGGAUCGUUGUGGCCAGGCAGGGAGAAGAACAGCAAGAAGUUCGGGCGGCAUCUUGCCACCAUCAAAUACAACAUCUUGCUGGCGCCCUUGUUUGUGAGCCACAUUUACAAGCACAAGGACCUAGAGUACGAUUCGGAAAACGCCGUUUCUGCGACAGGCAUCAAGGUCCGCCUCGACACUCUCAUGCUGGAUCUCCACCAGAGGCGGGAGGAGUUCAAUACCAGGGACCGCGGCCGCAAGACGCAAACCAGGACGACCGGCAUGAAGAUCCACGCCGGUCAGCUAGACCUCGUCUCGGCGGACGUUCGCGCGGUCUCGGCGAGCAUCCGAGGCACGACGGCGGACGCCAUGAUGAGGGACUCGCUCUCAGCCUUCAUCGCCGACCAAGAAGGAGACAGUCCUGACGUCUCUCACUUCACAAUACCCGACAACGACUUGACUUGGAUCGACAUGGACGACUUCGUUGAGCUAGAUUGGAUAUUGCCGACCGAACCGAAUCCCGACACCAAGAUCCUCCCACUCGCAUUUGCGCCUCGUGUCACCUACUUCCGCCAGACGGACAUCAACGGUACGAUCGCUGGUGAUCCGGACCGAACAAGUCCCUUCGGCCAGGAACCCACGCACUUCUGCAACAUGAGCCAUGAUGACGAUCCCAGGAGGGUGCAAUGCCAGCUUAUCCGUCGGCGGCUCGAGCAGCUGGAUGAGCAGAUGGAGACGCACAAGCGUAACCUGGGACAGAUCGAGCUUCGUCUUGUUCGGGGCGACCCAGUCGAUGCGGAUCUCGAUGCUGAAUUGGAGAUGCUCAACCGGCAUUCGGGCGUUCUCGCUGGCAAGAAGACGUUCUUGGAGGGCAUGCUGAUGGAGAUGUCACCCCAAUCUUCUUCAAGCACCGAGGAGAGCCAAGAGUCGUCCACGAGCUCCGAGGGGGGGCUCGACUCCAACACGACGAGCCUGCAAGGAGCUAUGUCGACGCCUGCUGCUGCCGAGUUUGCGAGCGACUUCAAGAACCGGUUCGUGGUUCACAACAUGCAGCUGAAGUGGAACAACACACUCCGAAACAUCAUUCUUCGCUACAUCCACCAGGUCGGCCAACGCCGCGGUUUCGUUUAUUACCUCUCCCGCCCUGCGGUCAAGUUUCUCCUGGACCUUGUGGAGGAACAGGCCAGGUCGAAAUCGGGCAAAAACGGAAAUGUCCCUACCCCAGGGGUUCCGCCGGACGCGAACGGAGCGCAUCGCGACGCCUCGCAGGAUACCGAGGACCGAAUCCGCAGAAUUCUGCAGGAUAGCAACAAGUUCGCCAGCUCCGACAACGCGGACGGCACCCAUCCGACCAUGUCCGACCUGGCUAGCGGCAUCGCGGAUGAGUUUACCACCCAAAACAGCUACCAUGUCCGCCUAAUCGCGCCUCAGAUCCAGCUUCAGAGCGACAAGAACAAGAAGCACGUCGUGCUCAGCACUUCUAAGGGGAUGGAGCUUAAGGUGGUUGACGUGCUCGACAAGAGCAGGCUCUUUGACGACGUCAGCGGCCUCGUGCAGCGGCGUUUCCUUGUCAACAUGGACAGCACGCAGUUCUUCGUGACCCAUCAAAAGUGGUUCUCGACGCAGCUGGUGUCCAUGUACUCGGGUAACACAUACGGUACGCGAUCCGGCUCAUCCUGGCCGCCCUGGGUCCCGAUGGAGGUCAUGUUCGACUUCCAGUCCGACCCCUUCGGCUUCAAGCGCGUCGUGCAGAAGACGUCGGCCAUGCUCCGGUACGACAAGUUCAACACGCUGCGUCUCAAAUACAACGACGAGGUCAACAACGUCGACGGCGCCAACAACACCCCUCAAGACAGCGCCGAGAGCAGGACGGACAACCUCUGGGUCGAGUUUCCGCAGGCUCACGCCCUCUGCAACUCGUCGCAGUAUUAUGCAAUCUACGUCAUUGUUCUAGACCUGCUCAUGUACAACGAGCCGCUGGAGAAGACGCGCAACGAAAAGCUCGAGAAGAUCAUGCUCGCCUCCGACUUCAGCGACCUGAGGGGAGUCCCCGAAAUGGUCAUCAAGCUCCAGGAGCGCGUCCGCCAGCUCGAGGAGAUUAAGCUGCAUUUCCAGGUUCAUUCGACCCACUUGGACCGGGAAGGGUGGAGAGACCGACUGGUGUUGGAGCGCGACCUGGCAGCGUGCGAAGACGAGCUCUUCUUUAUGAUGAAGGCUAUCACCUCGUCGCAACGGAAGUUUGACAACACGACGAGCAGUGCGGUGCUGAAGUGGAGCAUCAUGGCCAAGGAGAUUGUAUGGCAGCUCAUCCGUGACAACAACGAGCCGCUCGUAGAGCUGCAGCUCAAGGAUGUCGAGUACGACCGGGUCGACAACUCGGAUGGCUCGCACAUCAACCUGAUCCAGGUGGGCAAAAUCCUCGGCCUCAACCUGCUGCCCGACGCCAUCUAUCCAUCAAUGAUUGCGCCCUACGUCGAGAAGGACCGGGGCGGGUCGGACCCGGGCUCGCAGCCGAUGAUUCGGGUGUACUGGAACAUGCUGGAAGCCAUUGCUGGCAUCCCGGUGAUGGGUCAUUUCGAGGUCAACCUCUUCCCGAUGAAGAUCCAACUCGAGCGCGAGAUAGGGAAGAAGCUCUUUGAGUACAUAUUCCCGGGCACGGACGGCGGCAAGAAUUCCACUGGCAAAAACGACUCUCCGUUCAUUAUCAAGCAGUUUGUUGAUGACGAGGACGACGAGGGUGAUGAUAGUCCGUCGGCGGAACCGGCUGCUCCUGGGAUGGCCGACAGGGACCAAGACGGCGCUUCGUUCGCAACGCGGAGUGGUUCCCUCGAGCUGCGCCUGCGGCCAACGCUCACCUCGGAUCCCGACGAGUCGUCGUUGCAGCACAAAGCGCUCAGCGUCCACUCGGGCGAAGGCACCUCGUUCCGCCUCUUCAGAUCGGGAACCGGGUUCAAGACGAUUAGCAAGAAGCGAUCGCACGACUCUCUGCGCAUCGGCAUCCCCAAGCCGGGUGUUGGCAGGACGGGCACUGGGUUGUCCGCCGCCGUCAAGGACAGCGCCUCAAUCAACAGCGAGACCAAAAAGGGAACCCGCUUCAUGCUGCGGCACAAGUCGAGCGACGGCGACAAAGCCAAGCAGCAGUCCGAUGAUCUCUCCAAGAUGAUCGAUCGCGCCUCCAACUACAUGACGUUCGCGUACAUCAAGAUGCCGUCGGUAGUGCUCUGCUUGAGUUACAAGGGCAAAGGCGACCGCAACUUUGAAGACGUGCACGACUUCGUCUUCCGACUCCCGACCAUCGAGUAUCGGAACAAGACGUGGUCGAACCUCGACCUCGCCCUCGCGCUCAAGAGCCGCGUCAUCAAGGCGCUCAUCAGCCACACGGGGGCCAUCAUUGGCAACAAGUUCUCCAAGCACCGCCCCAACACGGCGCAGCAGUCCAAGCUGCGGGAGCUCGCAACGAGCUCGGUUCUGCUGGCCACGCCGACGACCUCGGAGUCGCGCGACAACAGCGGCGAUGACUCGUCGUCGCUGUACGGCAACUCGCCCAUGGACUUUUCCCGGUCCCCGCCCAGGUCUAUCCGGCGGUCGCAGACGUCGAUCCCCGUCCCGUCCUCGACAAGCAGGAGCUCGAGCGUCGCGUCGUCGAUACGCUCGCACCUCAACAACAACGACGACGACGACAACAACAACGACAACAACGAAGUACAAGCACAGGUGACGGUGCAAACCCAGGCCUCAGGCGCCGUGCCGAGCUUUCUGAUGGCUCCGCCUAUGCCGUCGACGACGGCUCCAGCUGACGGCCAGGGUGCCAAGCAUUCGGGAGGAGGGUUGGGCAGCUUGCUCAGGCCAACCUCGAGCGGGUGGUCGAGGCCGUUUGGCGGGGGUGGCGGGAACAGCAGGCCUGGGACGAGUAGCGGGCUCACGACCGGAUCCGGGUCGACGACGUCGCCCUGCAGGUCGAAUACAACCUCAUAUCCCGAGGAGAGGGAGAGCCCCGAAAGAAGGAGAACGGGGGGCAUCGGCAUUGGCGGCGGCGGCGGCGGCGGCGGAUUACGAGACAGGAUUCAUGCGUUUGCGAGUCGGUUGAAGGAGAGGGAGAACACGGUUGUGCAGGCCGCCGGAGAUGGAGAUAGGGCAGUUGAUAGUGGAGAGGAGGAGAAUGUGCUGGUGAGGAAGACCAGCCGGGUAAGGUGA
Thermothelomyces thermophilus ATCC 42464 is the source of this 9045-nucleotide messenger RNA. RefSeq lists its product as uncharacterized. Lineage: Eukaryota; Fungi; Ascomycota; Sordariomycetes; Sordariales; Chaetomiaceae. The coding region runs from base 1 to 9045 and encodes 3014 amino acids. The transcript has 2 exons. The record is from RefSeq and is a predicted model, not a curated record.